AUGGACAUGCCGAGCCAGACUGUUGGGGCCGAGGGAGUGAAAAAGGAGGACUCGGACGAGACCUUGUCGUCGCCGGAAGCUACGGUGGCCGCUGACGCCGGCGCUGGAGGAGAAAGGGUGUUGGCCCUGAAACCCGAGCCGAGCACUGUCGGGAAGAGGAAACGUGGUCGCCCUCGAAAGACCGUCGUCGACGAAACAAUGAUGGGCCCGCCUCCCGCACCGGCACCGUUGAGGGAUGCGGCGGCUUCCCGUGCGGCUCCUCCACAUGCCGAGUCGUCCUCGGCUGCCAGGCACGGAAGAGGGAGGCCGAAGAAAGCUUUUAAGAUUAAGCUCAUGCAAAUUCCUCCUACCGGGCUCGUUCAUAAUCUCGGAUCGGCCUUCAAGCCGCUCGUCCUGACGGUGCCCGUGGGACGUGACAUCAUUCAAGAGCUGUCAUCAUAUGUUCAGGAUGAUGAUACAACGUUGGUUCCUUUCAGUGCUACUGGUGAAGUCUCUUCUAUCACCUUCUAUAGCAGCGAUCCUGAUGGAGAAAAAACCCACUACGAGGGCCGCUUUGUGAUUAAUGUUCUGCAAGGGUCAUUGAACCGGAAAUAUGGGAUGUUGAGUUUAAUGAUGACAGAUCCUCAAGGGCGAUAUAUCGGCGGCACCCUCGCCGGUCCUCUAGUUGCCGGCAACCAUGUUCAAAUUAUUUUCGGCACCUAUAACGACAUCAUGGAGCGGAAGAACAAGAGAAAGCAGCGCUCAGCUAAUGCUUUUGCAGCUGCGGCUGCUCAGACCAAGAAUGAUGUCGACGAUGCGGAGCUGGUGGACGUCCCCGUGUGCGUGGGUGAGGUGGCAGAAGGCAAUGCAAAUGGCAGCUCCCCAGGACCUGAGGGAUCGGACGAGGAAGAGCCGAUCAUGGCCGGCCCUAUUACUAUCGUGCCGCCAGCCUCGAGUCUCCCCGAGGGAUCGGACGAGGAAGAGCCGAUCAUGGCCACCCCUAUUACCGUUGUGCCACCGGCCUCGAGUCUCCCCGCGACACCGGAAGACGAGAAUGAGUCCGUGGAUGUCUGUGGCAGUGACUCUGAGAAGUGAAGUUCUAGCCCUGGCGAGCAAGACCGUUGUUUUGGAAGCUCCCGUCAUCGCCAUCGUCGUAGUUUUCCCUUCUGUUGUUAUUUUCUUUCGGUUUAAUUUCCGUGAAUCGGACUUACCUGAUGUAAUCUUGCUUUAUGAAUAACGACUGUUAUCCCGUUUUCUUCAUGUUUGUUUUCACUUCAUUUCCGGAUCAAUUCUUACCAUGGAUUUGCAUA
This is a messenger RNA of Rhodamnia argentea, 1289 nucleotides long. Its product is annotated as AT-hook motif nuclear-localized protein 9-like. The coding region runs from base 1 to 1074 and encodes 357 amino acids. NCBI's taxonomy places the organism in Eukaryota, Viridiplantae, Streptophyta, Magnoliopsida, Myrtales, Myrtaceae. Gene Ontology annotation, molecular function: minor groove of adenine-thymine-rich DNA binding. The transcript is spliced from 5 exons. The record is from RefSeq and is a predicted model, not a curated record.